UAGUUUGUUCAACAGAGGAGAGCAUCUUUACCAAACACUGCUAAUACACGAUCUUUGUCGGACGUGAAGCGUCGUGUGCCAGCCAGCGCUGAGCGAAGUUCCAAUAGAGCCGAGGUGGCACGAUGGGGAAGAAACAGAAGAAAGCCGGCGAAGACAGUGCCAAAGAUGACGGCGUGGACAUCGACGCUUUGGCGGCAGAAAUCGAGGGAGCCGGAGCUGCGAAGGAGCAGAAAGGGAAGAAGAAGAAGAAAGCGGCCAAGAAGGACGACUUUGACGAGGACGACAUCCUGAAGGAGCUGGAGGAGCUCUCUUUGGAAACGCACGGAGGAAAGAAAACCGACGCCACAGAAGAGGUGGAGGUGGAGCCUCCCAGACCAGAGAAGAAGAAAACCAGGAAGGGCAAGAAGGGAGGAGGCAGCCCCGAGGAUGAGGAGGCUGAUGAAGCCAACGAGGAGAAGAACGAGGAGGACAAAAAGGCUCCUCCUACCGCUCCUCCAGACGACUCAGACGACGACAGCAGCUCCCGCCUCAAGACGAAAGGAGCAAAGAAAGGAGCCAAGAAAGCCUCGGUGUCCGACGAGGAGGACCACGCCGAGGACCGGGACGCCAAGAAAGGAGCUCCGAAGGAGGACGAGUCCGAGGAGGACGAGGAGUUCGCCUCCAAAAGGGACAAGAAGAAGAAGAACAAAGGGAAGGCGGCAAAGGCCGACAGCGAGGACGAGGAGGAGCAGGACGAGGAGGCGGGGGGCUUCAAGAUGAAGACGGCGGCGCAGAAGAAGGCGGAGAAGAAAGAGAGGGACAAGAAAAAGAAGGAGGAGGAGAGGAUGAAGCUGAAGAAGCAGAAGGAGAAAGACGUGGAGGCCAAAAAGGAGCCGGAGAAGAAGCCCGCGGAGGCCACGCCUCCUCAGGCGACAGCGGAAGCUGUGGCAGAGGAGGCGGAGGGGGCGGAGCCAGGAGCAGAAGAUGAGGGCGAGGGAGAGAAGAAAAAGAAGGACAAGAAGAAGAAGAAGGGAGAAAAGGAGGAGGAGAAGAAGAAGAAGGGGCCCAGCAAGGCCACGGUGAAGGCCAUGCAGGAGCAUCUGGCCAAGAUGAAGGAGGAGGAGGAGCGCCUGAAAAGAGAGGAAGAGGAGCGGCAGAAGAGGCUGGAGGAGCUGGAGAGGCAACGGCAGGAGCAGGAGCGCCUGGAGCAGGAGAGGAAAGAGAAGAAGAAGCAGAAGGAGAAGGAGAGGAAGGAGCGGCUGAAGAAGGAGGGCAAGCUGCUGACCAAGUCCCAGAAGGAGGCCAAGCUGCGGGCGGAGGCCAUGCUGUCCAUGCUGCAGGCUCAGGGUGUGGAAGUGCCAUCCAAAGACACGGUGCCGAAGAAGAAACCCGUCUACGGAGACAAGAGGAGGAAGAAGCCCAACACCCAGAUUUCUCCUGAAGAGACAUCCGCCGUGACGUCACCAACAUCGGAGACCCCAGAGCCCAUCGCUAUGGAAACGGAGGCCGAGACGCCGGCUCCACAGCCAGAGGCGAAGCCUGAACCCGUCGUAGACAACUGGGAGAAAUUCGCCAGCGACGAAGAAAAAGACUUAAAGAAGGUCCACAUAGAGGUGAAGGAGGAGACGACUGCACCUCCUCAGCCUGCUGCCAGCGAGGAGGAGGAGGACGACGAAGAGGAGGAUGAGGAGGACAACGAGGAGGAGGAGAGCGAAGACGACGUGGAGGUGGAGAAAGAGGCGGCGCCGGCCAGUCAGGGGAAGAAGAAGGCGGUCAGCGAGGACGAGAGCAGCGAGAGCGAGGAGGACGACGGCAGGACGAAGGAGGAGCGCCUCUACGACCGAGCCAAAAGGAGGAUCGAGAAACGAAGAGCCGAGAACUUGAAGAACACCGACCCGGAGCGUCUGAGAGCGCCGGUGGUUUGCGUGCUCGGACACGUGGACACGGGAAAGACCAAGAUCCUCGACAAGCUUCGACACACCCACGUUCAGGACGGUGAAGCCGGAGGAAUCACUCAGCAGAUCGGAGCCACAAACGUGCCAAAGGAAACAAUAGAGGAACAAACAAAGAUGGUUAAAAAUUUUGACAGAGAAAGCAUCAGGAUUCCCGGCAUGCUAAUCAUAGACACACCUGGACACGAAUCCUUCAGUAACCUGAGGAACAGAGGGAGCUCUCUUUGUGACAUCGCCAUCCUGGUGGUGGACAUCAUGCACGGCCUGGAGCCUCAGACGCUGGAGUCCAUCAACCUGCUGAAGGAGAAGAAGUGUCCCUUCAUCGUCGCUCUCAACAAGAUCGACCGGUUGUACGACUGGAAGAAGAGUCCGGAAACAGACGUGGUGGCCACGCUGAAGAAGCAGAAGAAGAACACCAAGGACGAGUUUGACGAGAGAACCAAGGCCAUCAUCGUGGAGUUUGCUCAGCAGGGUCUCAACGCCGCCUUGUUCUACGAGAACAAGGACCACCGGACGUUCGUGUCGCUGGUUCCCACCUCGGCCCACAGCGGCGACGGGAUGGGAAACCUCAUCGCGCUGCUGGUGGAGCUCACGCAGACCAUGCUAGCACGCCGGCUAGCGCACUGCGACGAGCUGCGUGCUCAAGUCAUGGAGGUGAAAGCUCUGCCCGGCAUGGGGACCACCAUCGACGUCAUCCUGAUCAACGGCUGUCUGCGGGAGGGAGAGACCAUCAUCGUUCCGGGGGUGGACGGGCCCAUCGUCACACAGAUCCGAGGCUUACUGCUGCCUCCCCCUCUGAAGGAGCUCAGAGUGAAGAGCCAGUACGAGAAGCACAAGGAGGUGUCCACGUCUCAGGGAGUGAAGAUUCUGGGUAAAGACCUGGAGAAGACGCUGGCGGGGCUCCCCCUGCUGGUGGCGCACAAAGAAGAUGAAGUCCCCGUCCUCAGAGAUGAACUCGUGCGGGAGCUCAAACAGACCCUGAGCUCCAUCAAGCUGGAGGAGAAGGGCGUUUACGUCCAGGCGUCCACGCUGGGGUCACUGGAGGCUCUGCUGGAGUUCCUACGGACGUCUAAAGUUCCUUAUGCUGGCAUCAACAUCGGCCCCGUCCAUAAAAAGGAUGUGAUGAAGGCGUCCGCCAUGUUGGAGCACGACCCGCAGUACGCCGUGAUUCUGGCGUUUGACGUGAAGGUGGAGAGGGAGAGCCAGGAGAUGGCGGACAGCCUGGGAGUGCGCAUCUUCGCAGCCGAAAUCAUCUACCACCUGUUCGACGCUUUCACUAAAUACAGAGAAGAGUACAAGAAGGCCAAGCAGGACGAGUUCAAGAACAUCGCCGUGUUUCCAGCCAAGCUGCGAGUUCUUCCCCAGUUUAUCUUCAACUCCAGAGAUCCCAUCGUGAUGGGCGUGUCUGUGGAGGCCGGAGUCCUCAAGCAGGGGACGCCUCUCUGUGUUCCCAGCAAAGGGUUCGUGGAAAUCGGCAUCGUCACCAGCAUCGAGGUGAACCACAAAUCCGUGGACACGGCCAAGAAAGGCCAGGAGAUCUGUGUCAAGAUUGAGCCCAUACCCGGAGAGUCACCCAAGAUGUACGGACGCCACUUUGAGGCCACAGACAUCAUCGUCAGCAAGAUCACUCGGGCGUCCAUCGAUGCUCUGAAGAACUGGUUCAGAGACGAAAUGCAGAAGUCGGACUGGCAGCUCAUCAUGGAGCUGAAAAAGACCUUUGAGAUUAUCUGAAGGAGCAGAUCUUCAAAGAGCGACAGAGACGGACACAGUCGUCCUCCCUCGGACCGAGAGGCAGCAACAGAGGGACAAAAAAAAAAAAAAAAGGAAUCAAAACAAGAGGAAGUGUUUUUCUGUGAGAAACGAAGCGUUUUUCCCACUGUUGUAAACAGUGAUAGUUUAGACACAUUUCUCUCUCUCACACCCACACACUCAGUAUUCCAACGUGCCUGUUCUUCAGCAUCAACGUUGUCGUUUUUUUUUUUCUUUUUCUUCUUCUUUUCUUGGUUCCUGUUGUGAUUCGUGGAUGCUGCUUUUAGGCUCCGCCCCCUCCCUCCCCACAGAAAGCGGCGUCAGACCCCAAAGAAGGAACUGAGGUUUUCAGUUUGGUCUCUUUAAGCGCCGACAGCGUUGACUUGAGUCGCCGUACCGCUGACCUCGCUCUGCUGCUUGGCGGCGGGGGAGGGGAUGAAUGACAGGAGAUUUUAAACAGGUUUUUGCUGCAACUGCUGAUGUAAUAAAGUCUCAUGAUUCUAA
Oryzias melastigma (Indian medaka) is the source of this 4184-nucleotide messenger RNA. It is a transcript of the gene eif5b, whose product is annotated as eukaryotic translation initiation factor 5B. Bases 123 to 3662 code for a protein of 1179 amino acids. NCBI's taxonomy places the organism in Eukaryota, Metazoa, Chordata, Actinopteri, Beloniformes, Adrianichthyidae. Gene Ontology annotation, molecular function: GTP binding; GTPase activity; translation initiation factor activity. The transcript has 26 exons. The record is from RefSeq and is a predicted model, not a curated record.